ACUGGUGAAACAAUGUGUGGAAGAGCGACCAUGAAGGCACACGAAAUUUACAUUACUUCGUCAGUGAAUCAUACCGUUUUGAACUCUAAAGGCGCAGUUGGUUCACCGCGCGUAUUUCUUCCACUUUUCCCAAGAAUUCAAUGGAUUUUAGAAUUCUCUGAUGGAUACAAGUGAAAGGAAACAGUGAAUGUUAUCAAUGUUUGGAGGCGAGAUAACUUAAGCUCAGUUAUCGCUCCAAUGGGUUCUCUCGAUACGCUAUCAGUUGCAAUUGGUGUGGUGACAGACGUUCCGGGUUUUGUGUGUCGCGGCGCCGGAAGAUGUCUUUGCGUUUGCAUAAGCUCAAGUGGCUCAUUCUCACCCUGAGCGGCUUGACGUUCCUGUACCUUCUCUACUUCAACUUCUCCACCAUCAAUGACCACAAAGACUUCCACAUUUAUCUGCAGAAACUGAAGAGGAUCAGCGCAGAUCUCACGCGCAAAGGCUGGGAUGAUUCGACAGUGUCACAGUGGCAGCAGAGUUUGGAGAUUCAGAGGAAAAUCGAGUGGAAAACGUGCGAUUUUAACAAUGUUGUCGUGGGACUGCCCGGAGAUUCCAUCGAUGACCAUCUGUGGGAAUAUGCAUCCCUUCUGGUGCUCAAGGAACGGUGGAAGAGUGACAAAAACGUGUCAAUGGGAGUGUUUUUGGCGCCACAGACACGAAGAGCGCUUGUAGAUAUAUUAGAUGAAGUGCACAUAGAUUCUCUGGAGACUUACCCGAGUGGCUGUUUGGAUUUGAAGCACGCCAAUAUUCUGGGCCACGUGAACAGCGUGGAGGUGGAAAAGACAACAGUUGGAAAGCCACGGCUUUUCCUACUCGAGAAGGGCGCAAAACGAUAUAAAGAGCUAUCUGUGACUGAUCUCAGCCAAAUCCGGAGCUACUUCGUGCUCAAUGACGAUUUACUGCAAGAGAUGAAGCAGAGCGUCUUCGAAUUGCGGGAAUUUUUUAGCCGUCCUAAUGACACUGACGAUGUCUUCCUUGUGGGCCUGCAUUUGGGCAACAAUCGCAUUCCGCAUAAGGUGCCUGAAAACUUCUACCGAAUGGCCAUUCAGAGCGUCAAACUGUGGCACGAAGAUGUCGGCGUGCUGGUCAUCUGUCCAGGCGAGAAGAUGAAGUUCUGCGAGAAGACUUUCGACACGGAGGACCCGGUUAAGAUCAUCCGAUCUGGCGGGGAUCAGGCGAAGGACUUCGCGCUGCUCACGCUCUGCGACGGGAACAUCCUGCAUAGUGAUCUGGGCUUCCUGGCGGCGUUGCUCAAUGACGGCGAGACCGUGGUUCACCAGUCACACCCUCCGGACAACGAUCCAGCCGUUCACAUGGCGCAUUCCCGGCCAAGGUGGCUCACGCUGGAGAAUUGAAACAACUUGGAUUUUUAACAAAUCUCUUCUCCUCAUUGUUAUCCAUUUUUAUCUCUUGUUGCUUGUGACACAAUCCAUCUUUUUGUUUCUCUCUCCCUCGCAAAUUCACUCGCACACACUGUUUUUUUUUAAUACAUAUAUCAAAUAAAAUAUAACAUUGAAAAUAUCUCAAUAGUACAACUAAAAUUAUACAGUGGAAAUUACUAAAUUAAAAAAAAUGGGAGGAGAUAAAGGAAUUCAUUUCUUUGUUCACACUAAAAAUAAUAAUAAAUCGUACGAAAUUAUAAAUCUUAUAAAAAUGUUUCACAAAACCUCGUUCUCGCUUUCGCUUCACUAAAUAAAGUACAAGAUGUGAAAAAACAG
Messenger RNA from Phlebotomus argentipes, 1757 nucleotides. RefSeq lists its product as uncharacterized. NCBI's taxonomy places the organism in Eukaryota, Metazoa, Arthropoda, Insecta, Diptera, Psychodidae. Gene Ontology annotation, cellular component: membrane. The record is from RefSeq and is a predicted model, not a curated record. The coding region runs from base 318 to 1394 and encodes 358 amino acids. Gene Ontology annotation, biological process: carbohydrate metabolic process. Gene Ontology annotation, molecular function: galactoside 2-alpha-L-fucosyltransferase activity. The transcript is spliced from 2 exons.